Rhineura floridana is the source of this 1824-nucleotide messenger RNA. RefSeq names its product mitochondrial fission regulator 1 like (gene MTFR1L). Gene Ontology annotation, cellular component: mitochondrion. Gene Ontology annotation, biological process: mitochondrial fission; aerobic respiration. NCBI's taxonomy places the organism in Eukaryota, Metazoa, Chordata, Lepidosauria, Squamata, Rhineuridae. The record is from RefSeq and is a predicted model, not a curated record. Bases 674 to 1534 code for a protein of 286 amino acids. The transcript is spliced from 9 exons.
CUGCUACCGCUUCCGAACGGAAGGGCGACGCGGGGUUGCUGGGAAGCGGCGGCGGCGCAUCACAGGCGUUUCUUGUUUGUUUUUCCGUGUCCGGGUCGACCCGCUCAGCCUGAGGCGACGCAGUGAGCUCCGGUGGGAUACCCCAGGGACUGCCGCCAGGGAAGGCUACAGGCUCCUGAGGAGACAUGCCUACGCUCAACAUAAACAGCACGUGAGCUGGGAAUAGAUAAGCAACAACUCUGCUUAACGCCUCUGGCUGAGUGGCUUGCCAAAGAAUUCCUCACUGUCAUGCAUGGUUAUCCUUGGUUGACUGAGCCUUGAUACCAUUAACAGUGUGUGUCAGUCUGUUGACCUUGCUUCAGAACAGAGGAGGCUACCGGAGGCUCAGCUUGCUAAAACUUAUCAGACCUGUUGCUGCCGAGGAAGUAACUUUGAUGGCUUCUUUCUUCUGAAGACUAUAACAAAUGUAACAGAGGAAUCUUGGAGUUCAUUGAUUAAUAGUGGGAGGUCUUACUGAAACAGAUUGUAAAUGCUCAGUGUGGCAUGGAAUGCUUGGUAGGUUGGUUACAAUAGGAGGAAGCUGAAGCUGGAGGGUGGAAUACUAUGAAGCUAGUGUAUAAUUCGUGGAACUACAGUUUUGGCCUUUGAUUUACUUGUACCUCUUUGGUCUGAGAUGGAAGCAGAUUCAACUAUCCCAAUUUGGCAGAACAAACCUUAUGGCUCAUCACGCAGCUUUGUGAGAAGAAUUGGAACAAACCUUCCUUUGAAACCGUGUCCUAGAGCAUGCUUUCAGGAAUUACCAAAUGUGUCAGAUCUUUAUUUAAAUGACAUGCCCCCUGUCCCAACUCUGGCAGAUGUAUCAUGGAUAGCUUCAGAUGAUGAAGAAACGUACGCUAGAGUCAGGACGGACGCUCGUCCACUAAAGCAUAAGUGGAAACCCACCCCGCUCUUUGUCAUUCAGCGGAAUGCCUCCGUCCCGAAUUUGAGAAAGCAAGAAGAAAAGUUGUUGGCUUUGAAGAAACCAGGUUUACCUGCUUUGAGUCGGACAACAGAACUCCAAGAAGAGCUGAGUCACCUGCGGAGUCAGAUUGCUAAGAUUGUAGCUGCAGAGUCAGCUUCCUCUUCUUUAACGCCAGAUUUAUUAUCUCCAGGAAGUUCAAAUGUCUCUUCUCCCUUACCUUGUUUUGGAUCCUCAUUCCAAUCUACAACUUCCUUUGUCAUUAGUGAUAUUACAGAGGAGGAGGCAGAAUUAGAGAGCCCAGAGCUUCCAUCCGUUUCCAUGCUUUGUUCUGCAACCUCUGAAUGUUGUAAAGCAGACCCAAAGGAUUCAGACGAUGAAGAUUCGGUGUCUCUGUCAAAGGCCAGCAGUUUUGCAGAUAUGAUGGGUAUUCUUAAAGACAUUCAUAGGAUGAAACAGAACAAAGACUUGAACAGAACUUUACUGAAAGAGGAAGAUCCUGCAGUUCUUAUAGCAGAGGUUUUAAGAAGAAAAUUUGCUUUGAAGGAUGAAGAUGUAAACAUGAAAAAGAAUUGACAGUAUGCUCAUUGAUUACCCUGUCAAGCAAAUUAUUGUGCUCCUAAGAUUUUUUCUUCACAGUGGCUGCCUUCCUUGAACAUCAAAUGUCCUUUAGGGAUUAAGUUUCCUCUGUGAGUGUUUUGGUCCAGUGGGGUUGAGGGACACAACUCCUACCCAAGUGAAACUGAAUUUGCUGUUUUCCUUGUAGCUGAGAGAUUUUUAAAAAGGUAAAUGGUUUUCCACAUUUUGAACUGAAGUGUUGUUAGUAAAGUGGUGAGUUAAAUUAAAAAUUAUCUAUUCAUAAUUUU